Molecule: messenger RNA, 1275 nt
Organism: Sporothrix brasiliensis 5110
Lineage: Eukaryota; Fungi; Ascomycota; Sordariomycetes; Ophiostomatales; Ophiostomataceae
Product: kynurenine aminotransferase
Exons: 3
Coding region: 1-1275 (424 amino acids)
Biological process (GO): biosynthetic process
Cellular component (GO): mitochondrion; cytoplasm
Molecular function (GO): pyridoxal phosphate binding; L-kynurenine:2-oxoglutarate transaminase activity
Source: RefSeq, a predicted model, not a curated record
AUGGCGUCCACCAAGAAGCUCCAGCCGGCCGCCCGCGUCUCUGGCCAGCGGCAAGACGUCUGGACGAUUGUCAACGAGGCCGCCGCUGCGUCGCCCAAGCAGCCGAUUGUCAACAUGGGCCAGGGCUUUUUCGGGUACAACCCGCCCAAGUUUGUGCUGGACGCCGCCAAGGAGGCGCUCGACCGCGUCGAGUGCAACCAGUACAGCCCGACCAAGGGCCGGCCACGCCUCCGCAAGGCCAUUGCCGACGCCUACACGCCGUUCUGGGGCCGCCCGCUGAACCCGGAGACCGAGGUGACCGUCACGACGGGCGCCAACGAGGGCAUGCUGAGCGCGUUCAUGGCCUUUAUCGAGCCGGGCGACGAGGUCAUUAUCUUUGAGCCCUUUUUCGACCAGUACAUUAGCAACAUCGAGAUCCCCGGCGGCAAGAUUGUGUACGUGCCGAUGCACCCGCCGGCGGACGGCGCCGACCGCACGUCGUCGGCGGGCGAGUGGACGGUCAACUUUGAGGAGCUGGAGCGGGCCGUGACGCCACGCACCAAGAUGAUUGUCAUCAACACGCCGCACAACCCGGUGGGCAAGGUGUUUUCCAAGGACGAGCUGCUCAAGAUUGCGGACAUCUGCCUCAAGAACCAGAUCAUCAUCCUGUCGGACGAGGUCUACGACCGCCUGUUCUACACGCCGUUUACGCGCAUUGCGACGCUGUCGCCCGAGAUCGAGAAGCUGACGCUGACGGUCGGCUCAGCCGGCAAGAACUUUUACGCCACGGGCUGGCGGGUUGGCUGGCUCAUCGGCCCUCCGGAGCUGCUGCAGCAUGUGUCAGCGGCGCACACGCGCAUCUGCUACUCAUCGGUGUCGCCCCUGCAGGAGGCGUGCGCCAUUGGCUUCGAAAAGGCCGACGCGGAGGGCUUCUGGGACGACAGCGUCAAGGAAAUGAAGGGCAAGCUGGCGCGCUUCAAUGAGAUCUGGGGCGAGCUCGACAUCCCCUACUCGGAGCCCGAGGGCGGCUACUUUGUGCUGGCCAACCUCAGCAAGGUCAAGCUGCCGGCCGACUAUCCCUUCCCGCCGCACGUCGCCAGCCGGCCGCGCGACUUCCAGCUGUGCUGGUUCCUGAUCCAGGAGCUGGGCGUGGCCGCCAUCCCGCCGACCGAGUUUUACACCGAGGCCAACGCGAACAUUGUGGAGGACUACCUGCGGUUUGCCGUGUGCAAGCCGGACGACGUGCUGGAGACGGCCAAGGAGCGUCUGCGCGGUCUGAAGAAGUUUAUUCAGUAG